UUCCCUCAUUACGCCUUCCACCGGCAAAACACCGACCCACUCCCUCUCCUUCUAACCGGGAAAUAAACACUGAGCGGCAGCAGCAGGACUGAACGGUGCGCCUCAUCCAUGGUCCUCCUUUGGAUGCAUGUCUGACAGGAGGGUUGGUGUUACUUCACUAAGCAGCUAAGGUGGACCUUAAGUUGAAGGAGAAGGUAGCAACCUGACGGGCCUCCCUGAAAGCAGGGGGCAGCAGCCGACAUGCAGGAAUCCUCCUCUGACAACAAGAUGGCUAAGCAGGAACAGAACUCCAGGCACCUUGAGGAACACAGAGAAACGGAGGACACAUCCGAGAAGACCUCCCCGAACAAGAACCUGAAAUCCCCUCAGAGAGGCUCCAAACGCCUUAAAACAUCCCCCUUCAAGGUGGCACUGCUGGAUUCCUCGGAGUAUGAGGGAGAAAUUGAGCAGAAGCACUCCAAAGGACAGACCCUGAUGGACAUGGUGUGCGAGCACCUCAACUUGUUGGAGAAGGACUACUUCGGCCUGACCUUUGCCGACACAGACACCCAGAAGAACUGGUUGGACCCAUCUAAAGAGAUUAAGAAGCAGAUGCGCAACUCUCCGUGGCACUUUGCUUUCGCUGUAAAGUUCUAUCCCCCAGACCCCUCCCAGCUCACAGAGGACAUUACCAGGUACUACCUGUGUCUGCAGCUGAGGGAUGAUAUCCUGUCAGGUCGCCUGCCAUGCUCGUUUGUCACCCACGCCCUCCUGGGCUCCUACGCCAUUCAGGCCGAGCUGGGAGACUACGACCUGGAUGACCAUGGCUCUGAUUACGUCAGCGACUUCCGCUUUGCUCCCAAUCAGACUCGUGAUUUAGAAGAAAGGGUGAUGGAGCUCCACCGAACUUACAAGGGAAUGACACCUGCAGAGGCUGAAAUGAACUUUUUGGAGAACGCGAAGAAGCUGUCCAUGUAUGGGGUGGACCUUCAUCAUGCUAAAGAUUCAGAGGGGAUUGAGAUCAUGCUUGGGGUGUGUGCCAACGGCCUGCUGAUUUACAGGGACAGACUGAGAAUCAACCGCUUCGCUUGGCCAAAGAUUCUGAAGAUUUCAUACAAGAGGAGCAACUUCUACAUUAAAAUAAGACCUGGGGAGUAUGAGCAGUUUGAAAGUACAAUUGGUUUUAAGCUUCCCAAUCACCGAGCUGCCAAGAGAUUGUGGAAAGUCUGCAUUGAGCACCACACCUUCUUCCGCUUGGUAUCUCCUGAGCCUCCUCCUAAGGGCUUCUUGGUGAUGGGUUCGAAGUUUCGGUACAGUGGAAGGACGCAGGCUCAAACCAGACAGGCCAGCGCCCUCAUUGAUCGUCCCGCUCCUCACUUUGAGCGGUCAGCCAGCAGAAGGUACCUGCUGUCCAGGAGCUUGGAUGGAGCAGAGUUCUCACGGCCGGUAUCGUCCAUGUGUGAGAACCACGAUGGGCUAUCCCGCCGCAGCGCCAGCGAACACCGUCGACUACACAGCCCGUCCGUGGAAGAGCAGGAGACUGAGCUGGAGCCCAGCCUGGAGCAGGACGAGGAAGACAAGUACCAAGAUCUAAGUCAUGAGGAGCAUAAAGACCAUGAUGGCAAUGUCACCCCAAGCAGGAAGAAAGAAAUCAAGGAGGAGGCUGGCUCACCAGCCAACAGUAAACAGGAGCUCUCUCAGUUGGACCAGGAGACCACUCCUCGGCACAAAAAGGAGUUUCUUGAGAAAUCUCCGGAUGUCUUGCUGAAGCACCAGGCCAGCAUUAACGAGCUGAAGAGGGCCUUGAGGGAGCCCAACAGCAAGCUGGUAAACAGAGAGAAGCGUCUUUCUGCAACGUCUCCGACUGGAACUCCAGAGAAGAAGGCUUUGGGGGGCCGAGCAGUGGGAAAAGACCCUGUUAACAGCCCUUCUGUUGAGGGUUUCGUCCAGAAGACUCUGGUGACUUCACCUGAGGGCUCUGAGGAGUGGGUAUUGAUUGAAAAACAGCAACCUUAUCAACUAGACCACGACUGGAGGGCAGAAGAGAAGAACAAAUCACACAUAUCUGACUCUUCGUGGGAGAAAAAGGAGCCGGAAAGAGAGAUAGACAUUACCAAAAUUAUACAUAAAGAGGAAGAAGGUUAUAACAGGAGAGAAGUGAAAAGCCAUAUUGAUAAUUUUCCUUUAACAAGAACACCCAAAGAGGCAGUUGUAUGCUCUGAGACCUGGUCUUCUGCAAUUCAAUUACCUGAGAAUAUAGACUGUCUACUAGACAAAUCUCAAAGUAAACCAUCUCAAGCCUCAAGCCCAGAGGCAAACAGUGAUGCACCUACAGCCUCGUGCCAGAUUAAGGAAAAGAUGGGCUCUAAAUCGAGAAAAAAAGGCAGGCCCCUGAGCCUGAAUAUUGGAAUUCCUGCUGAGCUCGUCAACAAGAAGUCUGGGAGCGAUUCCUCCGGAGAAGAAAAUAAAGAUUCAGAUUCAGACUCAGACAACACAACAGAAAAAACAUCCAAACCAGAAGAUCAAAGUGAUGUAUCUCCAGUGAUCAAAAGAAAAGACAAUCAGGGAUUAUCAAAGGAUCAAUUUGUCACUGCAUAUAAAGACAACAGGAAAGAGGAGUUUGGUGAGGGCAAAGAGGUCUCCAGUCAAGGUGUAGUGCAGGUAAAGAGAAAGGUAAAUCAAAUGGGAAUGGCAACCAUUGAUUUAGGCUUAUUAAAUGGACCUGGAAAUGUAGAACAUGACAAUUCUUCAUCUAGUAAUAAAGCUGAACAUGUGUAUAAGGUCAGAGGAAAGGGUCUCAUCGACAACAAAGAGCUAGCAGAGGUGAAACUUCGACAAGUCCGAACACAUGAACGAAAGGUCAGUAACUCUGGUGGAGAGGAUGUUGAGGGUUUUUUUGGUGAAAGAGGCAACAAGACAUCUCUCCAUCGACUGUCAGGCAGCAGCUACCAGUCAGAGAUCACUAGGAUUGUUCCCCUAAAGCCAGAGCGCUCAAAGAGUGUUGCGUGUAAGGAUGAAAGGGACCAGACAGGGCCGGAGGAAUUCACACGGAUCAUCAAACGAGAAUACCGCUGGUCAGUCGGCUCUCCAGAAGGAUCCUCCGACCUUCACUGGACUGACAGCCUAGCAUUCCCUGGAGAUCCUGAGGGUUUUGCUAAAACAGAACAUCUAGAUGAAGGCUUUCAUAUCGGCAGAGGCCCUACAGAGAGCCAUCAGUUUAGUUCAAAGACUUCAGCGCUUCCCAAAAUGACUCCUCCUGCUCCACCAGUGAAAACGCAGAAAGCCAAGGAGUCUGGGCUAAUACUGAGGAAUAGCAGAAAUGCCGGCAGGGAUCAAAGCCUGGACACAGCCAAGAAGAGACACUCGGAGCCUGUCUCUACUCCCGCCAUAUACGAGGAGCCUUUUGCUGACUUUAAGAGAGAGCCUGGGGAAAGGCGUCCUCAACCGAGCCUUGCCUCGGAGGAGGAGCAGGAGCGAGAUACUCUGGCUUCCAUGAAGGAAACACAGCUGGGCAUUGAGCGCAAAUGCUCCAGCAUGACGGUCAGCUCCACAUCGAGCCUGGAGGCAGAGGUGGACUUCACCAUCAUCACAGACCUCCACUCGGGAAUGGAGGACUUUUCUAAGGGGCUGUCAGAGAUGGGAGAGAGGGAGCGGCACCCAGAGGUUGGACGGGAAGACUUUGAGGAGACUUCCAGGUUCUACUCUGCCCGUCUGAUGGGCUCCAGGGAUAAGUUCCCUAUGGAGGAGAGGCUUCCUGAGGAGGGAACCCAUCAUGAGCCUCCAGUGGCAAAGAAAGACGCCAAUGCUGUGAGUGUGGCCCACAAGCUAAAGAGGGCAGACACCCGGACGGAAACGCACACCAACGGAUCAGAGGUUCACCAGAACAUCAUUGAUGUCUCACCACAGAACCCUUCAAUUGUCAGCUCCACGGAAGCUUCUGUUGUUCCCAAGGAAAAUGGCUCCCCUGUAAAAGCAAGUUCCCAAGGGAGGGAGUCUGUUGUGUCUCCUCUGACCAUCACGGCUGAAAGUAUCACAUCAGCGACCACAACACAAGUUACCAAGACUGUAAAAGGAGGUUAUUCAGAGACCAGAAUUGAAAAAAGGAUCAUAAUCACUGGAGACGAGGAUGUGGACCAGCAUCAGGCACUCGCCAUGGCGAUCCAGGAGGCUAAGCAGCAGCAUCCCGACAUGCUGGUGACGAAAGCAGUGGUUAUCAGGGAAACAGAGUCUCCCACAGAGGAUCUGCAGCGGAAAGCAGAGUGCUGAUCCAACACAACGGCCUCUGAGAUGGGGUUGGAGGGAGACCAGAGAGAAUCCUCCAGCAGAGAGUCUCCCUCCCCACCAAACUGAACAUGACCACCCUCAAAGAGAGGACUCUCUACCCCCCCACUGUGUACUCAUAGACCCCUGAACAGACUGCGUUCCAUGAAGCAGCAGAUUUCCUGUCUUUUCCCUUUAGACGAAACCAACUGUGACCUGGUCUGGACCCCCUGUCCCGUCCAGCAUCAUUCCAGUCCUCCAGCUUCUUUGGAAACAGGAACCGUCUUUUGUUGGAGGAUUCAGCUCGGAAUCGGACGUGUUUUGGCUUGUUUGCACCAACGACCCCCCUCCUCAGAAAGGACUUCUUCCUGUUCAAACAUCUGCAGUCUUAUUGUCUUCACCUUUCUCGCUUCGGUUUGAUUAACUGCUGUCUUAUUAGCUUUUUACAUUUUUACCUAUAGAGGAUCUAAUUUAUGUUCAGUGUUUGCCUGUUUAUGAAUUAUAUCAGAUUAUUAUAGUCUGCAUGAUUCAAAUAAUAAUAGCAGAGGAAAUGAGAAAGAAUACCUACACAGACAGGUUCCAUAAAAACACUGUCAGGGUCUGGUACCAGCCUCCAUUUACAGAACAUCCUUGUCCUCAUCCCAACCUGACUUUGAGCUUUUAGUGACAGCAACAAUGGAGAUGCUGCUCACCUUGUUAGGUUUUGUAGAGAAAUUUUUAAUAUAAAUAUUACGUGCUCUAAGUUUUGCAGAUUUGAUGGUAUAUUUUUACUUUUUAUUUACUUGACUUUGGUUUAAUCUGAAUUUCUUGUGUUUUUUAAAUUUUUAAGUUGUUUUUUUUUUUUUUUCUUGUUGACUCUUCUAAAUGCUGUUACACUGGAGAUUAUUGUGUGUCUUGGGGAAACGUUGCUAGGUAUUGGCCGGUUGCCAUUAUCAGGGUUGACCAAGUAGUUGUCAAAAUAACUACAAUUUUCCACCGUAAUGUUUCAGCCCAUUUAGAUGCUUUUAAUACAUAAUACAUACAAAAGUUACACUGGAGUUUAAUUCAGAGUUCUGUUGCUGCACACUGACAGCCAGAUGGCUGAAAAAUGGCGCAUAUGUUAGUCUCAUACUUGCACAAAUGACUUGUUUUAAGAAAACCCACUAGAGUUAUGGAACUUAAAGCAGAACCUCCAUCAAUGUAAUGUUAUUUUAAAACUCAUUGGUUCAAACUGGUUGGAAAAUAAUUACAAACAAAAGCAUUUAGUUCAAGUAAUUUCUUUUUGUAUUAAACUUUCCCAAUCCUGCAGUCAAGCUGUCAUACGAAGUUAUCUGAUUGACUCAUUCCUAGAUCUCACUAAGAAACUGUGAAUCUAUCUUAACUUGUCGUUCAGGUUUAUUAGGCCACUUAGAUGGCUCAGCACUAACUGCUGCCCAAAAAAGCGACCUCCUUCAGUCUAUGCAAUAUUUGGAGGUGAUCGCUACUUCUACCCAGCUAAAAACCCUGGUUUUGUCCAUAUUUAACCACACUGUAAGAUUUUGUGAAUCAAAAUUAGCAUUAAGUGGAAGUCUUGUGUCUGGUCAGUACACAGAAUGUUUUGGUUAUUUUCAGCUAUAAAUAUAUUACUCUUAACUGAUGCUGUUCAUCCUGCUAACCUUUUUUGGAGCAAGAAUAAGUAGCCGAUCCUAUUUCAAGCAUUUCGUGGUAUGAUAAUCAAAUCUUUUCAAAAUAACAAUACAAACUAGUAUAGUUUGGAUCAUAUUAUUUUAACACACUCCUUGUAAAGUAAAAAAAAAAAAAAAAAGCACCAGACUUGUAUGACUUUCUCUCUCAUUUCUGUUAAAUGAACUUAUGCUGUCAUGGUGUGGACUUUGGGUUUAUAUUUUAAAGCAGCAGUGUAUGUUGAAGUUCUCCCUAGAGAUACAGUGUUGUGCAAAAGUAUUAAAUCCCCUAGAACCUUUAAACAUGUCACAUUACAAAUGAUUUUAUUAAGGGAAGUAAAAAUAAAUGGGCGAAUACAUGUGCACACCAGACUUAAGGUUUCUGUGGUUCUACGAUGAAAUAGGUUGAAAACAAAUCCUGUAAAGCUGAGAGCAUACAGGCCGAUCCAUAUAAAGCAUAGCGUGUUGCCCUGUCACAUACAUCAUUAUGUUCUGAGUGACCUUUAAUGCUAUACUAUGCAUCACAAAUCAGUCAUGAGAAUCCCUGAUUGAGCCCUAACCUUUGUUAAUCCUAAUUGAGUCUGUGCUACUGUUAGUCGAGGCAGUAAAGCUCUCUGCUUGUGAGGUUUUGCAAUAAGCUGCCAUCUUUCCCCAUCUUCUGUCCUCUGAAGGGAGAAAACUGUGAACUCUCACAUGUACCGAAGCGUAACCAAAACCGAAUAAUAACAAUGCACAGCUGUGGAGUGAGGAGCUUUUCCAGCAUGUGUGACCAUGCUUUGUGGCCCUCAAUCAUCCCCCACUACCCCCACAUGAAACUAUUGACCUGCUCCAGACACACCUGUGGACACAAGAGUCCAGACCUGCUACCUUGUAUAUUCUAUUUUACUCUGUUUUAUUUUCUAUUGGUCACAUGACACUGGACUGUUGUGAAGGCAGAGUUUGGAGCAGAUGCUUUGUAAACUAAUUAGGAAGCUGCUCCUGGAAUAAUUAAGGCAUCAAGAAGAAAAACUUAGAGCUGCAGUAUGAAGGUUUGGAUUUCUUUUGUAUUUUCGUCAAACAGUUGAUGCAUUGGGUGCAAUAGAGAGAAGAAUACAAAUGGGUGCCUUAAGUUUUGGGUUGAUUUUUAUGGAAGUAGGAGCAGAGCCUAUUAGCUGAAAGUUUCUAAGAUGAGAAAGAGGUUAUCUAGAAAGAACUACUGACAUUAGAAAAUUGG
Molecule: messenger RNA, 7092 nt
Organism: Cyprinodon variegatus (sheepshead minnow)
Lineage: Eukaryota; Metazoa; Chordata; Actinopteri; Cyprinodontiformes; Cyprinodontidae
Product: band 4.1-like protein 1
Exons: 25
Coding region: 241-4245 (1334 amino acids)
Biological process (GO): cortical actin cytoskeleton organization
Cellular component (GO): plasma membrane; cytoskeleton
Molecular function (GO): structural molecule activity; actin binding
Source: RefSeq, a predicted model, not a curated record